This is a messenger RNA of Rangifer tarandus platyrhynchus (Svalbard reindeer), 1752 nucleotides long. The record is from the annotation of a GenBank genome assembly. NCBI's taxonomy places the organism in Eukaryota, Metazoa, Chordata, Mammalia, Artiodactyla, Cervidae.
AUGGCGGCUCGCGGCGUCGGGCUAUUGACCCGUUUGUCCCUGAGCGCUCAGAGAAGCCAAGUCCAGUGCCCUCUUCGCAGGCUUCUCAGUUGCCCAGGAACGGUGGCCGCAGACCUCAGGAGGGAAGAGCAGUCUUCGGGGAGCGCGGAGACAGGCUCUGAAGACAGGACUCCAAAAAAGAGAUUCUCCGAGGUGCAAAACGAGAGACGAGAGCAGGCCCAGCGGACUGUGUUGAUCCACUGCCCAAACAAAAUUGAUGAGAAAAAGUUUCUCAAGUUCUUAUCCCAGCAUGGACCUAUUAACAGCCACUUCUUCUAUGAAAGUUUUGGUCUUUACGCUGUUGUAGAAUUUUGUCAGAAGGAAAGUGUAACUUCAUUGCAGAAUAUAACUCGGACUCCAAGCCUGGGCCCAGAGGCUGCAAUUCCAUUCAAGUCACGUUACUUCAAUUUAAAAUUGAGAAAUUCAUCAAACCAGACUUCUGAACUGUCAAGUAUUCAAUGUAGUAACCAGUCUUCUCCUUCAAGCAAGAAGCUUUAUCAGUUACUUUGUUGUGCAGAAAGUGUAGAUGAUCAGCUAAACACUCUGUUGAGGGAAUUCCAGCUCACCGAGGAGAACACCAGGCUCCGGUAUCUCACCUGCUCUCUCAUUGAAGAUGUGGCAGCUGCGUACUUUCCGGACUGUGCAGUCAGACCCUUUGGCUCCUCAGUGAACAGUUUCGGGAAACUAGGAUGUGAUUUGGACAUGUUUUUGGAUCUAGAUGAAAUUGGAAAAUUUACUGCUCAAAAGACCUCAGGAAAUUUUCUGAUGGAAUUUCAAGUGAAAAACGUUCCUUCGGAAAGAGUUGCAACUCAGAAGAUCCUGUCUGUGAUAGGAGAGUGCCUAGACCAGUUUGGCCCAGGCUGCGUGGGAGUACAGAAAAUACUGAAUGCCCGCUGUCCCCUUGUCAGGUUCUCACACCAGGCCUCUGGAUUUCAGUGUGAUUUGACUACUAACAACAGGAUUGCCUUGAAAAGUUCUGAACUGCUUUACAUGUAUGGUGCCCUGGACUCGCGGGUUAGAGCCUUAGCAUUCAGUGUCCGAUGCUGGGCUCGAGCACAUUCGUUAACGAGUAGUAUUCCUGGUGCUUGGAUUACAAAUUUCUCCCUCACCGUGAUGGUCAUCUUUUUUCUCCAGAGGAGGUCACCUCCUAUUCUUCCAACACUAGACUACCUAAAAACCCUUGCAGAUGCAGAAGAUAAGUGUAUAAUAGAAGGCUACAACUGUACAUUUGUUCGUGACUUGAAUAGAAUUAAACCUUCAGGAAACACGGAAACACUAGAAUUACUACUGAAAGAAUUUUUUGAGUAUUUUGGAAAUUUCGCGUUCAAUAAAAAUUCCAUUAAUAUUCGACAGGGAAAGGAACAGAACAAACCAGAAUCUUCUCCGCUGCACAUUCAGAAUCCUUUUGAAACUUCUCUCAACGUUAGCAAAAAUGUAAGUCAAAGCCAACUGCAAAAAUUUGUGGAUCUGGCCAGAGAAAGUGCCUGGAUUUUACAUCAGGAAGGUAAAGACCGCCCUUCGCCAUCAAGUAAUCAGCCUUGGGGGUUGGCAGCCCUGCUGCUACCUUCUGUAGCAAAUAAUGUGUCUCUUUCCAAGAAGAAAAAGAAGCCUGCAAGUGAAAGAAUUAAAAACUUGUUGGAUUCCAUAAAAAGUAGCGGUGCAGAAAAUUCCACAGCCACUAAUGGGAGAAGAGCAAUUAGCACUCAGGCAUGA